ACUGACGAAGCGGAGCUCGCCCACGCGACGGUGUUGAAGGCAGAGGCGGAGGGGCUUGCAGAGGUGGAGAGGCUGAGAAAGACCGACGGGUGGAAGGAGGUGGAUCCGUAUGGCUACUUGAGCGCUGGAAAGCUGCAUAGGAACUUCACCGCUGGGACGUUGAAGGGCAAGGGGAAGUUUGCUCUCCGACCGCUCCUGUUUCAUAACGCUGACCAAACUGAAUGCGUUGCGAUUCUGCACAUCGGCGAACGUUUAUCGGGGCAUGAUUUGAUUUGUCAUGGCGGCGUACUCGCAACCCUCCUCGAUGAGAUGUGCGCGCGAGCCAGUAUCCCGUCGCUCCCGCACAAGACCGGCUUCACCGCAAACCUGACCCUCAACUACCGCUCUCCCGUCAAAGUCAAUCAAUUCAUCGUCAUCCGCAGCAAGCUCACAAAACUCGAGGGCCGUAAAGCAUUUGCAAAGGCGCGCAUUGAGAGCGUCGAUGUCGAUGAGGAAGGAAAGCCAAAGACGGUGUUUGUUGAAGCUACUAGUUUGUUUGUCAGCCCCAAGAAU
Molecule: messenger RNA, 552 nt
Organism: Fimicolochytrium jonesii
Lineage: Eukaryota; Fungi; Chytridiomycota; Chytridiomycetes; Spizellomycetales; Powellomycetaceae
Product: HotDog domain-containing protein
Exons: 3
Source: RefSeq, a predicted model, not a curated record